Molecule: messenger RNA, 486 nt
Organism: Arachis duranensis
Lineage: Eukaryota; Viridiplantae; Streptophyta; Magnoliopsida; Fabales; Fabaceae
Exons: 1
Coding region: 1-486 (161 amino acids)
Source: RefSeq, a predicted model, not a curated record
AUGAGUCCCUUCCGGAUCGUCUAUGGAAAGGCAUGCCACAUUCUAGUGGAAAUUAAGCACAGAGCCUAUUGGGCAGUAAAGCAAUGCAACCCGGAUUUGACCCAAGCAGGAGUAGCCAGAAAAUUACAGCUAGAGGAGCUCGAAUGUUUGAGGAACGAAGUAUAUGAGAAUGCCCGAAUCUACAAAGAAAAGACUAAAGCAUUCCAUGACCAUCACAUUCAGAAAAAGGACUUCGAAGAAGGUGAUGAGGUGCUCUUAUACAAUUCGAGGCUUCGUUUCAUGCCUGGCAAGCUCCGCUCUAGAUGGGAAGGACCUUUCAAGGUAAAAGAGACAAAACCCUUUAGAGUGGUGGAAUUGUUUGAUCCUAAAAGUGAAGCAACCUUCAAGGUAAAUGGACAUAGAGUGAAGAAGUACCAUGGCUACAAGCUCCCAAAGGAGCUAGAGGUGUUCCUAUUGGAGGAUGCACCUAAAGAAGGAGAAGUUUAA